Microthlaspi erraticum is the source of this 1542-nucleotide messenger RNA. The record is from the annotation of a GenBank genome assembly. Lineage: Eukaryota; Viridiplantae; Streptophyta; Magnoliopsida; Brassicales; Brassicaceae.
AUGGAAGUUUGCUCUGAUCUUGAAGUGGACAUCAACGGAGAAGAAACUGUCUUUCUCAAUAAGCGAAUCAUUUGCAAGUACUCUGAAACACUGAGGAAGCUUUUGGGGAAAUCUGCUUGUUCCAAUGGAAAUCUCAAGGUGAUCUUCAAUGAUUUCCCCGGAGGAGCAGAAAGUUUCGAGCUUGUAUCAAGAUUCUGCUACAGUAACGGUCAAUUAUCUGUGAUGCCUUCGAAUGUAGUCUUCUUGCAUUGUGCUGCUAAGUUCAUGGAAGUUUCCAAAGUCUUGGAGCAAACAGAGAAGUGUAUGGAAGAAAUUCGGUAUUGGUCUUGGCCAGAGCUUCUUCUUGGUCUAAAACAGUGUCAAGAGCUUGAAACAUCGUCUGAGGCUGAUUCUUUAGCAGCCAAACUGAUGGAUGCGCUUGUGGAGAAACUGUUUUUCACCGUUGAAGUGAGUCCCUCUAGUGCUGCUUCUGCUUGUUCACCAGAUAGCAGCUUGUUUCGGUUCUCUUGCGACAGCAAAAGCACAGAGAGUUUCAAGAACAGCUGUGCUCGGUUAACUUGGUGGUUCGAUGAGGUUCUUGUUUUAAGUCUUGGCUUUGUUGAGACGUUCUUGAAGCUGAUGGUAUCGCGGAGAUUUGAUAAUCUUGUGAUCAGUAGGUUCUUGUUCUAUUACCAGAAGGUCAAGUUUUGCUCUGCGUCGUCUGCUGAGAAAAGAAGGAUUCUUGAAACCGUCAUUGAUACUCUUUGCGUGUUGGAUCGAAGCUGUGUGCCUUGCAAGAGCCUUUUCGGGGUUUUGAGGCUCGCUCUUGGAUUGAACAUAAACAAAAGCAGUAUGAACAAGCUGGAGGUUAUGAUUGGUCAGCAGUUGGAUCAAGCAACGCUUGACAAUCUUCUUGUUCCGUCUCCAUUGAAAUCAAGUCACUUGUACUAUGUGAAUAUUGUUCUUAGAUUCACAAAAGCCUUCUUGGAAGGAGGAGCAAGAGGAGGAUCGCAAUUGAAGAAAGUCUCAAGCUUGAUUGAUCAGUACAUAGCUGAAGUAGCACCUGAUCCUUGCUUGAAACCUUCAAAGUUUCUGUCUCUUCUCACACUUGUUCCUGAUUCAGCAAGAGAGUCUCAUGAAGAAAUCUACCGUGCUAUUGAUAUGUAUCUCGAGGCUCACACAGGAUUAACCAAUGGUGAGAAACUCAACUUGAUAAGAACAUUAAGUUACGAGAAGCUUUCAGUGGAAUCAAGAGCACACAUGUCUCAAAACCCAAAGUUCCAGGCGAUUGAGACACUGAUUCCACAGGAAGCAAAGAUGAUGAGAAGAUUUGCAGAUCAGUCACCAGAUGAACAGAGGAAGCAGCUCAUACUCCGAGUAGAGAAGGUGGAGAUUUCAGGAGAAAGUGAGAAUUUAAAAGAACACAUUGAAGGGAUACAAUGGAGGGUAAUGGAAUUGGAGAGAGCGUGUUUGAAAAUGCAGACUCAGAUGGAAGUUAUCAAGAAGAGAUCCAAGAACUCAAGCAAAGGAAGCAACAGAUCACUUCCUAAGCUCUGUUCUUGA